Molecule: messenger RNA, 1074 nt
Organism: Cotesia congregata
Lineage: Eukaryota; Metazoa; Arthropoda; Insecta; Hymenoptera; Braconidae
Source: the annotation of a GenBank genome assembly
AUGACACAAUUUUUACCACCAAAUUUAUUAGCACUAUUUGCUCCGCGUGAUCCAAUACCAUAUUUACCACCAGUUAGCAAACUUCCGCAUGAAAAAAAGAAUGGAGGAUACCUCGGCGUCGGAAAUUUUCUCAAAUACUUUGAGGACCCGAAAGAUACACCACCACCGCUUAGAGUUGAGACACGGGAAGAACGUCUAGAACGUCGGAGACGUGAACGUGCUGAACAAGUUGCUUAUAAACUUGAGCAAGAAAUAGCGGUCUGGGAUCCAGCAGCUAUUCCUAAUGUUACUGCUGAUCCUUUUAAAACUUUAUUUAUUGCACGAAUUAUCGUUGUUAUCCACAACACAGUCAAUGGAAAACCAAGAGGGUACGCAUUCAUUGAGUAUGAACACGAAAGGGACAUGCACUCUGCGUAUAAACAUGCGGAUGAUGGCCGCAGAGUGUUGGUGGAUGUUGAACGUGCAAGAACGGUUAAAGGAUGGCUACCACGUAGACUUGGUGGUGGUCUUGGUGGUACACGUAGAGGAGGUCCUGAUGUCAAUAUCAAGCACUCUGGUAGGGAGGAUAACGAAAGGGAACAACGUCGAAGAUCGCGUGAACGUAAACGAAGAUCGCGUAGUAGAUCUCGCGAGCGUAAACGUAGACGUAGUCGCGACCGCGCCGCCGAGCCAGAGGUCGAGGAAAUACAGAGAGAAGAGCGGACUCGCGAUCGACGUGAGCGUGAUAGAGAUCGUUCGGACCGUGACAGAGACCGUAAGCGCAGACGAUCGCGAAGCAACGAUCGCAGCGAUCGCGAUCGUGAUCGUGAACGUAAGAGAGAAAAGCGUGAUCGCGAACGCCGGGAUCGUAAGGACCGCGAACGCGUUCCUGAUGAAGACACUAAAGAAAUUCGUGUCAAAGAAGAACCUAUUGACGAUUAUCCGGAGUAUAAUAAUACUUACUCAUCUACGACACCUUACUUUGCUCAAGUAAAGUAUGAAGACGACAAUGAAGUUGAAGAGAAGUAUAGAAUUCCAGAGAAUCGUAGUGAUCAACCUCCGUAUAAUUAUGAUUCCGUACCAGAAUAUCAUUAA